AUGGCCAUGGAGCUUCAACUAGAUUCCAUGGCCGCUUCAAUUGGUGUAUCCGUCGCCGUUCUCCGUUUCCUCCUCUGCUUCGUCGCCACCAUUCCCUUUAGCUUCCUCUGGCGCUUCGUUCCCGGUCGUUUACCCAAACACUUCUACUCCGCCGCCGUUGGUGUUUUUCUCUCUUAUCUCUCUUUUGGAUUCUCGUCCAAUCUCCAUUUUCUUGUCCCUAUGUUCCUCGGUUACGUUUCCAUGCUUGUUUAUCGUCCUCGAUGUGGAAUCCUCACUUUCUUUUUCGGAUUCGGUUACCUCAUUGCCUGCCAUGUGUAUUACAUGAGUGGUGAUGCAUGGAAGGAAGGUGGCAUCGAUGCCACUGGGGCUUUAAUGGUUUUGACACUGAAGGUUAUCUCGUGUUCCAUUAAUUACAAUGAUGGAAUGUUGAAAGAAGAAGGUUUGCGCGAUGCUCAGAAGAAAAACCGUUUGAUCGAAUUGCCGUCUAUUGUUGAGUAUAUUGGUUUCUGUCUCUGUUGUGGAAGUCACUUUGCUGGGCCUGUUUUUGAAAUGAAGGAUUAUCUUGAUUGGACCGAAGGAAAAGGGAUUUGGAAUUUUGGAGCAAAAGGACCAAAAGCACCAUCACCCUAUGGGGCGACACUUCGAGCUCUACUUCAAGCUGGUUUUUGCAUGGGAUUGUACCUAAACCUUGUGCCUUAUUUUCCUCUGUCCAAGUUUACCGAUCCUUCAUAUCAUCAAUGGGGUUUCUGGAAAAAGUUGGGUUACCAGUAUAUGUCUGGCCAAACAGCACGCUGGAAAUAUUAUUUCAUUUGGUCGAUUUCAGAAGCUUCUAUUAUCAUUUCCGGCCUUGGUUUCAGUGGCUGGACUGAUUCCUCUCCACCAAAGCCGCGCUGGGACCGAGCUAAAAAUGUUGAUAUUUUAGGUGUUGAGCUUGCAAAGAGUGCAGUUGUAAUUCCAGCUGUGUGGAAUAUUCAAGUCAGCACCUGGCUUCGCCAUUACGUUUAUGAAAGGCUUAUCCAGAGUGGGAAGAAGCCAGGUUUUCUUCAAUUACUUGCCACACAGACCGUUAGUGCUAUUUGGCAUGGUCUGUAUCCUGGAUACAUUAUAUUCUUUGUUCAAUCAGCAUUGAUGAUUGCCGGUUCCAGAGUCAUUUAUAGAUGGCAGCAAGCCGUGCCUCCAACAAUUAAGAAUGUCUUGGUGUUCAGUAAUUUUGCUUUCACGAUUUUGGUUCUAAGUUAUUCAUGCGUUGGUUUCAUGGUAUUAAGUCUGCAUGAAACUCUUGCCUCAUACGGAAGUGUGUAUUUUAUUGGAACCAUUCUUCCUGUUGUUAUCAUCCUUGUCGGUAAAGUAAUCAAACCUGGAAAGCCUGCCAGAUCGAAACCUCGAAAAGAAGAGUGA
Molecule: messenger RNA, 1398 nt
Organism: Vicia faba (fava bean)
Lineage: Eukaryota; Viridiplantae; Streptophyta; Magnoliopsida; Fabales; Fabaceae
Source: the annotation of a GenBank genome assembly